Messenger RNA from Protopolystoma xenopodis, 624 nucleotides. Lineage: Eukaryota; Metazoa; Platyhelminthes; Monogenea; Polystomatidea; Polystomatidae. The record is from the annotation of a GenBank genome assembly.
AUGCAGCAUCGCAGUGGGCCUAGCCUUGGCUGUGGCCCGGGGGCUGGCAACAGUGGUGCCUCAUAUAGUAGGCCCUCGUCUUCUUCGGCUGCUUUCCCACUUGCCUCGGGCUCAUCCGGAUCUGUCUUUGCCUCAGGCUCCGCUCAAACUGGGGCCAGCUCAUCCUCUGGAAGCGGGUUGUCAUGCGGUCCAGGACCGUUGGCACCUCCUAUGUCCCUUGGUGGCCUGCCACUCGGCCUCUUGCCAUCUGCAGUUGGAUCUACUAGCUCUGGCCCCAGUAACCUUUUCCCUCCACCUCCACCUCCACCUCCCCCGUCAUCAGCUACUCAAGUCGGAACACCUACUGGCAUCUUUUCUGGUUCUGGGGGCAACGUUGGACCAGGUCCAGGGGGCCUAGCAGGAAUGCCACUACCUACUGGUCUCGGACCUGGUGCUCCAUCAGUUGGCCUGGGUCACGGUGGACCCUUGCCGACAGGCACUGCAGCUGGCCCUGGAGGAGGGUGCAGUGGACAUGUUGAAGAGAAACGCCGCCGGCUGAAUAGCAGUGGUAUUCAAGCUGGUGUAUCUGCCCAAGCUUCGACACCAGGUCUUAAUUCAAGUGGAGAAGCAAAGGUAUUUAUCUGA